CAAAAAAAAAUUGUUGGGUCUCUAUUUAUUUGUUAAUAGUUAAUUAUUUCCAUAUCCAAUUUUGUAUACUUAACAAUUAGUUUAAAAACUAUUUUUAGGCAAAACGUAAUUUAAUGGAAAUGUGCCGAUUAUAAAAAUAGUUGGAGAAUAAAACAUUUAUCUCAGAAGAUCCUCAAUCUUCACUUCAUCAACGGUUAAAACGGCGUCGUUCGGCAGAUAAACAAAUAUUUCGAAACUAAAACGACUUCGUUUAGGUCAGAUACAAAGUAUUUACCAUCAGAACGUCGUCGUUUUGCGCUUAAAAAUCGAUGGCUUCCCUCUCCGAUGUCUUUUCUCGUCUCCUCUCGCCGUCUCUCUCGCCGUCCCCACCGAGUCUGAAACCUACUUUCACUAGACCAUCUCCCCAGCUCUCCUUCAAGUCUGAUCACGAUGACGUCACCAACCGCGUGGCGUACCCUUCGCUGGCGAACGCGAACCUCGUCUUCUUCAAGUCGGGGAACUACAACGUGGAGGUGGUGCCGAAAGACGGCGAGACGGAGGAGCAGCUGGUGAACGAUUUCAAGAGAUCGGUGUUCAGAGCGGGCGUGCUGCAGGAGACGAGGAGGAGGCGGUUCUUCGAGAGCGCCCAGGAGAAGAGGAAGCGUAAGACCAAAGAAGCUGCUAAGAAGUAUCGUAAACGGAGGCCAAACCCUAAACCUAAACAGCAUUCAGCUCCCUCAGAAGUCACUAAGAGCAGAAGAGAAGUUGAAGAGGAUGAUAACUGGGAGCUUCCUCCCGAGGAAAUUGAGAUUCCGUAUACCGACCGGUUCUAGAGAUUAACCGGGAUUUAGAUUCCGGUUUAAUUAAGUGAAUAUAUAAUCCACUUUUUUUUGUAUGUCUCUUGAGAUGUUUGUAGCUUAACUCUCCUCACCCAACAAACUAAGUUAGAGAAAUUUGCAUUGCUCAGUGUAGAGGACAACAAUGUUGAACCUACAAGGAUGAAGCCUAGUUUCUGUCUUUAUAUAAUCAAAGGCUUUUCUGUUUUUUUUUUUUUUUUUUUUGUAAACUGAAAUCAGAGGCAUUUCAGUUCUUAGGAUCAAACUCUACUUCUGGUUUUGGUGUCUAUUUAGGUGGAAGUAUAUAUAGUCUCCUAACUAUGUAAAUCUUGCAAGCCAAUGGAUGCUUUGUGAACCAGAGAAUGGACUAUAUAUAUGUACAUAAUCUAUAACUUUGCCAACUUCUACAUGUUCCUGCUGUGAUUGUCUGGUGCAGUUUACCCACUUGUUUCCAGCAUCUUUUCUUUACUGCAGAUUCUUGAGG
Molecule: messenger RNA, 1299 nt
Organism: Brassica napus (rape)
Lineage: Eukaryota; Viridiplantae; Streptophyta; Magnoliopsida; Brassicales; Brassicaceae
Product: 30S ribosomal protein S21, chloroplastic-like
Exons: 1
Coding region: 309-812 (167 amino acids)
Biological process (GO): translation
Cellular component (GO): ribosome
Molecular function (GO): structural constituent of ribosome
Source: RefSeq, a predicted model, not a curated record